AUGGUGAAAACUCUUUCUGUCAUUGUUGUCGGCGGUGGACUCGGUGGUUUGGCUACUGCCAUUGCAUUAAAGCGAGCUGGUCAUAAGGUCACUGUCUUGGAGGGCGCUAAGCAACUCAGUGAAGUGGGUGCAGGUAUUCAGGUGCCUCCUAAUACCUCUCGUAUCCUGGAUGCUUGGGGUUUGCUGGAUCGAUUCAAGACCAAGGUGGUUUGGCCCGGAAACAUCAACAUGAGAAGAUAUUCUACAGGUGAAAUUAUUGGUAGCACUCCCUUGAAGCCCAAGAUGGUUGAACGUUACGGCUAUCCGUACCUCCUCAUUCAUCGUGCUGAUUACCUGCAACUAUUGUACGAUCACUCAAUUGAGCUUGGUAUUGAGGUUGUGUUGGGUGCUCGCGUAGACUCUGUAGAUGAUGGUGCUGUUGCUGUUAGAUUGUCUAACGGCAGUGUCUACACGGGCGAUCUGAUUAUCGGUGCUGAUGGUAUCCGUUCCAACGUGCGUGCUGCUGUCAUUCCUGACGAAACCAUUCUUCCCAAGAAAUCUACGAAUUGUGCUUACCGCGCCACUGUCCCUGUCAAAGUCAUGCGUUCUGAUCCAGAGAUUGCUCAUUUGAUGGACGAUCUCAACUCCAACUGCUGGAUCGGCUAUCGUCGCCAUAUCAUGGCUUAUCCUAUGCGAGGUGGAGAGCUAUACAACCUUGUCAUGUCUCAUCCUGGUGAAGCCGCUGUUGGUAAAUGGAACGAGCCCGGCAAUUUGGAAGAAAUGAAGUACCACUAUCGCAACUUUGACCCUGUCAUUCGAAAAGUGCUUACGCAUGUCACUGGUUGUUUGAAAUGGACGUUGGCUGAUCUCCCUGUAUUGAGCCAUUGGGUAAGCCCUAGUGGCAGAGUUGUAUUGGUUGGCGAUGCCGCUCAUGCCAUGCUCCCUUAUCUUGCUCAAGGCGCUGCCCAAGCCAUUGAAGAUGGUGCUACAUUGGGUGUCUUGUUCUCUCAAAUCGAAUCCGUAGAUGAAAUUCCUGAUCUUUUAAAGCUGUAUGAAAAGAUUCGUAGACCACGUGCUGAAAAGAUCCAAAAGGGUGCUCUUGACAAUGGUGAUAUUUGGCACAUGCCUGAUGGAGAUGACCAAAUUGCUCGUGAUAAAGCCAUGAAAAUUGUCGUUUCUGAUGAUACGGUGCAGAAGGUACAUGUAAAGAACCCUAAUCAGUGGUCUGACGGUGACUUCCAACCUUGGCUGUUUGGACAUGAUGCUAUUCAAGUGGCAAAGAAGGCGUUGAGCGAUAAACAGAAUGGCUAUACUAGCAGUAGUUUAGAAGAGAGGGCAAGUCUAUAA
This is a messenger RNA of Mucor velutinosus, 1326 nucleotides long. RefSeq lists its product as uncharacterized. The transcript is spliced from 2 exons. Gene Ontology annotation, molecular function: FAD binding; protein binding; monooxygenase activity. The coding region runs from base 1 to 1326 and encodes 441 amino acids. Lineage: Eukaryota; Fungi; Mucoromycota; Mucoromycetes; Mucorales; Mucoraceae. The record is from RefSeq and is a predicted model, not a curated record.